Molecule: messenger RNA, 1306 nt
Organism: Pseudogymnoascus verrucosus
Lineage: Eukaryota; Fungi; Ascomycota; Leotiomycetes; Thelebolales; Thelebolaceae
Exons: 4
Coding region: 1-1269 (422 amino acids)
Biological process (GO): homogentisate catabolic process; L-tyrosine catabolic process; L-phenylalanine catabolic process
Molecular function (GO): fumarylacetoacetase activity
Source: RefSeq, a predicted model, not a curated record
AUGGCCUCGUGGAUUCCAAUUGAAGAUGGCUCCGAUUUUUCGUUACAGAACCUUCCAUAUGGCGUCUUCAGCACUGAUGACCUGGACCAGCGAAUUGGUGUGGCAAUUGGGGAUUAUGUACUGGAUCUCAAAGCUCUAGCCCAGGAAAAGGUCUUUGCUGCAAUCGAUUUCGACAGCUCGACGCUCGAAGAGCCGACGAUCAAUGCGUACGCAAGUUUAAGAAAGAGUGUUCAUCAUGAUGUAAGAAAAUUGAUGCAAGAUAUCUUAAGUGAAAGUACUCUGCUUGGCCCAGUCUUGCGCGAUCAUCGAGAUCGGAGGGACAGAGUUCUUGUCCCGUUGUCUAGAGCAAAAAUGCACAUGCCGAUGCACAUAGGUGAUUACACCGACUUCUUCGUCGGCCUGUAUCAUGCUCAAAAUUGCUGUGACAUCUUUCGGCCUGGAAUGGGACUCCCGCCAAACUUUUCGAGUCUGCCUGUCGGCUAUCAUGGUCGGGCAUCGUCAGUUGUCAUUUCAGGCACGCCUGUUCAUCGACCAAGAGGCCAAAUUGUCCUAAAUGGAAUCCCUACCGAAAGUCUUUGCCAGAAACUCGAUUUUGAAGUUGAGUUUGCUGCAUUCAUUGGGCGCGGCAACAAGAUGGGAAGCCGCAUUGAUGUUAAUGAGGCAGAAGACCAUAUCUUUGGCGUUGUUCUGAUGAACGACUGGUCAGCAAGAGACAUCCAGCAGUGGGAGUCCACGCCGCUUGGGCCUUUCAAUGGGAAGAACUUCUGCACCACUAUUUCACCGUGGAUUGUGACCUUGGAAGCUCUAGAACCAUUCCGAACCACGCCUUUAACAGCCGAUCCACAGCUUCCCUAUCUGAACCAAGACGAAAAGCAGUCGGUAUAUGAUAUCCCGAUUCGAGUGUCGCUAGAAAAUGACUCUGGAACAUAUUCGGUGACGGAAUGUAAUACGAAGCACGUGGUCUUCUCCUUUGCUCAAAUGCUAGCGCAUCAUACAGUAGGCGGGUGCCCAAUGCGACCAGGGGAUCUUAUUGCCACAGGUACACUAUCCGGACCAACUCGAGGAGAGCUUGGGUGCUUUCUAGAAGCAACGCGAAAUGGCAUCGAUCCCUAUGAGAUGAAAGCACAGUUUUCAGGGAAACAGAAUAUCAGCCGGGCGUUCCUAGAGGACGGCGACACCAUAGAAUUUAAGGCACAAGUGCAAGGCAAGAGCGGGCUGGGACAUGUUGGAUUUGGCGCUUGUAAAGGCAAAAUAGUAGCAUCAGCGUGAUUAUCUUAAUUUUUGUAUCAGUGGUGUAGCACGAUAG